This is a messenger RNA of Menidia menidia (Atlantic silverside), 2573 nucleotides long. NCBI's taxonomy places the organism in Eukaryota, Metazoa, Chordata, Actinopteri, Atheriniformes, Atherinopsidae. The record is from the annotation of a GenBank genome assembly.
GGGGGGCGGAGCCUGGUGCCACUGAGGCCAUAAAACGCCCCGGCUCCUCACCCGUAGUGGAAAAACCGAGCAGAGAGAGUGGAAGCAGCGUCGUGCGCAACAGGAAUGAUCUGCAGCCCCCGUCUCCAGCGCCUCUGACAGUAGGACCGUCCUCCCUCCCUCUGAAGCCAGGGACACGCUCAGGUCUCCUCAACCCCAGCCCGACCCCCCCCUGCACAUCCGUCUCCUCUUUUAGUUGAAAACUUUUUUUCAAAGAUGACCUGGACGACGAACAGCUGUUUGGUCACUCUGGCCAUUCUUUUGCUCUGGCGGGUGGAGGACCUGGCACAAGCCUGCAGCUGCUCCGCUGCGCAUCCCCAGCAGGCGUUCUGCAACUCUGACGUCGUUAUAAGGGCAAAAGUUGUUGGAGUGCAGGAAGUUGAGGCUGGCAAUGACGUCUACGGAAAUCCCAUCAAAAAGAUCAAGUAUGACAUCAAACAGAUGAAGAUGUUCAAAGGACCCAAUCAGUUUAUUGAUGCCAUCUACACUGGUCCCUCCUCUGCAGUGUGUGGAGUGACUUUUGACACAAAUGGCAAGAAGGAGUACCUUAUCACAGGCAAGCUGGAGGCCGAUGGGACGAUGCACGUCACACUCUGUGACUUGAUCGAGCUUUGGGACUCCCUGACUGAAACCCAAAAGAAGAGCUUGACGCAGCGCUAUGAAACGGGCUGUGAUUGCAAGAUCACCCGCUGCACCUCCAUCCCUUGCAUACUCAGCAGCCCAGCCGAGUGCCUUUGGACAGACUGGGUGAUCGAGAAGAUGGUCAAUGGAGAGCAAGCCAAACAUUUUGCUUGUAUCAAAAGGAGUGACGACUCGUGUGCCUGGUACAGAGGCAGUGCACCACCCAAAAAGGAUUUCCUGGACAUCGAAGACCCGUAACUCCACCACUAUUUGAAGUCUGAAGAUGGCUGCAGUUGAAAUGUUCUAACAUAAACAUCCAAACCGGAAAUAAAGAUUUUAAAUGUCUAAUUAUGAUUUUUUUUUAAAUUUUCAAUCAGUGUGGGCACACCAUUAUGAGGAAAAGUUUUAUUAUUGCAGCUCAUGCUUUCAAUUAACAUUCUUUUGAACUCAGCACUUUCCACUUUUACUCCUAACUUUGAAGCACUUCCACAUAAACCACUUUCAGCUGAAAUAAAUGAACAAUUGUCCCAAUUUUGUAUUUCUGGUCAUGAUAUUUGGCUUCUUGAGAUAUUCUGUGUGGGUAACUAUAUUUUUAUUUUUCUCUCAAUACAAGUAUGUUUUGAAGAGAUACUACUAAAAAAAUUCUGAAUAUACAAAUCUUUACAAUGAGCUAUGCAAGACUGUCUCCACCAGCUCAUGUUUUUCAUCCUGAUAUCUCAGAGCUAUCAGGGGUAGAAAUACCACCAUUAGCCUGGUCUUCAGACUCUCUGUUGAUCUUUCAGAACAUUUAAUUUCCUUUCCUUAUAUUUUUUUUGUUUGUUGCUGUGACAAAAUAUUCAUGUUAAAAAAGGGGCAUGCUACUGAUCCCAAGCUACCACCAAACUUUUUUGCAAUAAUUAGUUUUGAUGUGCAAGUAUUUACACUCAAGUAAUCCUAAAAAGGUCCUUUAUAAUGUAAUUACCACGGCAAUAUGAGCUGUACAUGAGUAUUGGAUUGUCCACUUUUUAUUUCAAUAGCAUAUAUUCUUUCUUUAUAAUGCUUUAGUGUGUGUCUGUGUGCAGGAGAACAUUUUUAUUUAAAAUUUUGUACGUCAUCAUUUCUUUGAAAAAAAAAGAACAAGCCCAUGUUUUUGUAACAAUCUUUUUAAAAAAUCACACCACUGAUAUCCUAUAUUGAACUACUGCUAUUUUAGAAGAUCAAAAAUAAGUGUUUUGGCAAAGUGCAUCAAUGUUGUGUACUGCAAACGGAAAACUUAAGGCCUGUCACAUGUCUCACUGGCUCAUCCUUUAGAUCAAUAUAAAGAACAUAUUAUAUUAAUAAUUUUCCUGUGGAGGCACUAAAAUGACAAAUAAAUGCCAUAAACCUAUAAUAUGAGUGUAAAAACACGCUGCAUUUGGAACUGUUAUCAAGUAUGAUGUAUUGUGCUGGUUUCACAGUGGACUAUUGAGGUUGUUUGCAUGCAUAUUCUUUAGAAAAGUUUCUGUAUAUUUGCCUAUUAAAUGCCAAACUCUGUUUUGAUGUACUUUAUACUGAUUAUUUUCACAUCAGUACAUAAAACUACCAAAAGUCAAACAUCAUUAAUCCCAACUGACUUGAAUAGAGAUGUGUGGAAUAAAUUAGGUUUAACCUCUGUGGUAGAAAUACUUUCCUUUAUCAGUUUUACCAGAAAUGAUGCACAGAUACUGUAAACUGCUGCCACCAAGUGGAGAGAAGUGCUCGGGAAGUCCAUUGGUCCACGAGGCAGUCCAUGUGACGGCCAGUUUAUCAUACAUGUUACACGCUGAUUUCGUAAUAUGAAUGAAUUAUUAGUCAAUUAAAAACGAUGAUGCAUUGAGGUAUUGGGUUUUCUCUCAUAUUAAAUAAAAUGCAAUUCCCUGUGAAACACAAUAUGAUGAAGUAAAUCGUAGAAGUUG